AUGCGCAGCAUCUGCAUCAAGGCGCGCGACCGGCAGCGCCGCCUGCUCUCGUACGUCCUGUCGGCGCCGCAGCGCUUGGAUCGCUACCUGGAGUCGAGCUGGUGGCGCAGGUGGAUGUGGGCGGGCAUCUCGCUGAGCGCCGGCUUCUACGCAGGAAAUAUUGCCACGUUGUCAUUCGGCGCCCUGGCUGUAAAUGACGUGCUGGCAGCAGUCAUCACGCUCAUGUUCUGCGAGGUGGUGACGCAUCUUUACUACAGCACCGAGAAGCCAAGCCUGUUCAUCUGGUUCCUUAACAACUUCAAGAUGGGCCUGAUCGCAGCAAUGCUGGCAGAUGCUGCCAAGCUGGGCAGCUGA
Molecule: messenger RNA, 354 nt
Organism: Chlorella variabilis
Lineage: Eukaryota; Viridiplantae; Chlorophyta; Trebouxiophyceae; Chlorellales; Chlorellaceae
Exons: 2
Coding region: 1-354 (117 amino acids)
Source: RefSeq, a predicted model, not a curated record